GUAAAUAAUAUCAAUUAUACUUAUAGCAAUAACAUACAAACACACAUACACAUCUACAAUAAUUCAUCAAAUAUUAUAAUUGUCGUUAUAUUUUGUCAUAUGUCAGUGUAUGAUUGAAUAAUAUAAUGAAACUUUAAAUGAAAUAAUAAUUAUUAUCAUUAAUAAAAAAAAAAAAAAUAAAAAACCGAAAUGCGCUUGGAUUAUAUUGAGAGCCAUCACUCAAUUGAAUCGAUUACCGAAUCACGUAUUCAUCAAUUAAAAUGACGUAUUUAAUAUGAUAUUAUAUGAUCCAUUAAAUCGAUAAAGAAUAAAUAUAAACAACAAAUUUACACUGAAAAAUUUUUUAACUAAAAUAAUAUAUAAGCAUUUAAUGAUAAUUUUUGAAAAACCAAUAAAACAAAUUAAAUCCCACAAGAAUUCGAAACAUGUAUUUUUAAAAUAUGAAAAAAAAAAAAAAAAAUAUUAACCUAGUCUUGUAUAACUUGUUAUGUACUAUAUGUUAAAAUGAAACUAUUUAAGUUUAAAUGUAUAUUAAAUGAAGAUAAGCAUAAAAAAUAUAGUGUAUAUAUAAUACAAAUCGAAAUUUAUAAACAAUUGUUUUUAUUUAUCCAAUUAGAUUCUUCAUAAUUAUCAUUUAAUAGAUUCAAGAUCAGUUGGUAGAAUUAUUGAAAGUAAUGUAUUUUUGAGUUGAUGAAAUAGUACAAUUUAAAUACUGUUUAUUUUCACAACGCUUGCUGUUUCUUAAACUUGUCUGGUGGCACAAUGUUCAUUACCAAUAAAAAUAAAUAAAAUUUACAUGCCAACAGAAGAAAAAAUUUAUAAUUAAAUUUUUGUAUUAAUAAUUAAUUUUGUAAAUCUAAUUGAAUGCUUUUUCUUUAAACAUUUUAAUACUGAUCAACAAUGAUUUAAUUAAUAAAAAUAAAUUUGUUAAUAAGUUAAUAAAUUUUUACCUAAUUAUGUGUAUAAUAAAAUAACAAAAAAGUAAGGUCAAUAAAUUUUAUAAGAUGUAUUUAAAAAAAACCAAAUUUUUUUAAGUCAUGGUUUUAUCUAUAUUCCUUAUUAUUAGAUGCAUCGUGAUAACUGAUAAAAAAUGCGGUCAUCAGAAUGAAAUAAAAUCGUGGACACUGGAUUAUCCAAACUAUAGUUUAGAGUUUGAAGCUCUCGCGCAAGCUCAGAAAUUCCGCGCAAACUCCUGGAUUCCCAAUUUGUUUGGCCAACUUGCAUUGCUCGUCCUAGUAGUUAUCAGUACCACUAGUAGUUGCUUGCGUUCCAUUCUGUGAGCACGUACUGCUUAAUACAUAUUCGGAUUAUAUUAAACCAAGUUCAAGUUUAUUUAUUUUUAAUAAUAUUACAUUAAAUUCAAAUCAAUAUCUUUUAAAUUAUAAACUUUAUAAAAAUAUCCUAGUGAUAAAAUUUAAAAAAAUAAUGGUUAAGAAAAAUUUUAAAUAUAUAUAUAUAUAUACUGAAUGAUUAAUUUUAAGUAUAAACAAAAUUAGUAAAUGGAAAGUUUAAAUUCAAGGGAAAGUGUUGAAUUACUUAUUUAAUAAAAAAAUUAAUAUGUUAUUAAUAAAAAUAUAUAAUUUAUUAUUUAAAUAUAGUAAUGUAGUUGUAAUAAGAUUAUAAAAAUUUAUUAAGUUUAAGUGUUAUUGAUUGGUCUAUAAUUAAAAGUUAAUAUCAGUGAGUGGUAAUGGAUAACCAGUGGUCAUUUGACCUUCUUCUUCUUCUUCUUCUUAUUGCUAGUUUACUACUAAUUAAAAAAGUAGAGCCAGUAAAAAUAACGUCCGUUGAAAUUCCGCGAGUAGUUAGAGCUGGUACAGAAGAACCAACAAUUCUUGACUGCAAAUAUGAUUUGGAAUCAUCGACAACAGCUGCACUCGUUGUCAAAUGGUAUGUGGACGAGGAGCUUUUAUAUCAGUGGAUCCAUAACUCACCACCCAAGGGAUCUGAUGAAUUUGAAAAAUUUGUCGAUGCGACGUAUAAAGCGAGCAAUGAUCCAAAUACAAUGUAUAGAGCGGUUAAACUUGUCAGACCAAGUCAUGAACUUUCUGGUAAAAUAAGAUGUAGUAUAUCAACUCAAGAAGAUGAAACAGAUGCUUCCGAAGAUAUGUUAGUUUAUUCUCCAGAAACGGUCUUCCGGUUAUCGGAUCCAAUGAUAAAUGAAGAUUCCACCCAACUAACCACAAGGUGCUUAGCUGAAGACCUUUAUCCACUUCCUACGAUAAAGCUUUUUCAAGACAAUCAGCCAAUAAAAAAACAAAAGCAAUAUUACAAAAAUAAAACGGAUGGUCGAUACAGUGUCGAGGCCGUUGCAACUUUGUGGAUGGACCAAAUUAAAUUACCUACAACAUUUAAAUGUGAAUUAUUUAUUAAAGAAGCUAAUUAUACUUCUAUUAAAACAUACGUAUAUAAUGGUGGGUCUGCUCAGUCCAAUGUCUCACUACUCUUGAUCUCCUUGAUUAUCGGAUUCUUCUUGGUUACCACCACCACCAUCACCACCCAGACGACAACGGUUGCUUUCUGUUAACCACAAUAAAGUGCAAAUCAUUUAAUACAAAUAAUAAUCAUUAAUUAGCAAAUCAUCAUUAUGGUCUACAAUUUAAUUAAUUACUUUUCUAAAUUAAUAAGGUAGGUGUAUUCUGCACACUCUCAUCAUCUCAUUUUUAUAAAUAUUUAAUAAAUUAUUGUAUAUUUUACCAGUAUUGUUAAUUAAAAGGACGAAAAAAUAAUAAAUUUAUUCUGUACAUCGACCGUUUUUUAAAUUUAGCCUACAUGAUAAACUCGUAAACAUGUGGAAAAUGUGCGAUAUAUAUUCAUAAUUCUUUAAUUUAUAAUAAUCACUAUGAAAAAUACAUUUUCCACAUCACGAUGUUGUUUUUUCAUUAACAUAUAAAAGAAAAUUAAUAAUAAUAAAAAAAAAAAAAUAUUUCGUCGUGAGUACAUAUAAAUAUGUAGAAUUUCAUAUUGAAUCAAGACUCAUUUCCUUUUAUCGUAUAAAAUAAUUAAAAAUAAUGAAAACUUAUUUUUAUCACUACAUAAAUGUAAUAAUUAAAGAAUUUUUUAUGAUAUGUGUCAAAUUAAUAAAACGUGUCAUUGUUAUUAUUAUUAUUAUUAUGAUUAUUUUAAAAGCAGCUCGAUUAUGAAAACAAAAUUUUUAGUGACUUUUUCAUACCUCAUAACUAAAGUACAAUAAAUCAUUGAAAAUAUUAAAUUAAAUAAUUUUAUGCACUAUAGUUUAUCGAAUACAGGGUAACAUAUAAAAAAUAAAUAAAUAAAUUAUUACUUUCUAACGGAAGAAAUGUCUCGAACAGUAAAAUAAAAAUAAAAAAAAAUUAAUACAAUUAUUUAAUGUUAAAUUUUUGAAUGCGGUACAUAUAGAUUUUAAUUUAAAUAAUUAUAUAAACGUUUAAUAUUUUUUGAUAGGAAACUAAUUGAUUAAACUUGGAGCUAAUGCGGAUCAUUUUAAGGGAAAAAAAAUUUUUCUCAUUAAUCAAUGUCUGAUUACUUUAGUAUUUUGUUACUAAAAAAAUGCCCUUAUAAAUAUACGACCUGACCUUAUAAUCAGCUGCUUCGUAAAUAGUUCGGUCCUACCAAAUAAUUACAAUAAAUGUAUAAAAUAACUGUAAUAACAGUAUGAAAAUAUAUGAAUUAUUUGUUAUCAAUUAAAUUGAAAUUCACUAAAACAUUCUCAUGAUAAAAUGAAUAAAUCUUUAAAAUAAAAAACUUUUUUUUUCUUUCUUGGUCUUAAAAGUUGAAAAAAAGAACGGUAUGAUUUUGAAGCGUAAAACUUUUCUUCUUAAAAUCAUUAUGACUUUUAUGAAGCUUUAAAUUUUUCUGAUUCAAGUAAAGUAUGUUUUUCCUGAUUAAUUUUACACCUACUGAAAGUUUGCCUUGUUAUUAAAUAUAGUAAAGAAUAUUUUAUACCCAUUCAAGCCCAUGUUUGAGACAGUGAAAAAGAUUAAACUAGUGAAAGAUUUUAAAAAUACAUAUUAAGUAAAGUAAAACUUGGUAAAAACAAAUGAAACAAAGAGAAUGAAAAAAAUAAAUAAAAUGAUAAAUAGAUAUGAAAGCGAGGAAAAGAGAGAUUAUCUUUUGUGAUACUGUGAUACAAUUUCACUUGUGAGCCGGUUGAAAAAAUAUUCAAUGUUAUAUGAAUUAUUUUAAUGGUUUUAUUAAUUUACUGGUAUACUAGAAGAAAAAAAAUGUUGAUUUAAACCGACUGGCUCGAGAUAAUGUUCUCAAAAGUUAAGGUAGUUAAAAAAAAAAUGUGAAAAAGCACUUUCAAAGCUCUUUGCUGUAUACUUAAAUAUCUGUUCCUAAAUUAUCUAAUUCGCUGUACAUUGCUAGAUAUAUAAAUAAAUAAUAAAACAAAUUAUAGAGAUGAUGAUGAUGAAAAUUGAAAAAAAUAAAUUAAUAGUUGUAUCUAUAGAUUAAAUAUUGUUACGAAACUCUCAUAAAAAAAAAAUCACAAUUGUAACGUGUUCUAUCAUUGUUAUAAAAUAAGAAUUAAAAAUAUAAUAAUAAUAAUACUAAUAAACUAUUAUGUCAACUAUUUGCAGAGAAAGUGUAUGCGUGUUUGCUACGUAAAUUUUAAUAUAAGUUUAUCAAUAUUUUACGAAAUUAAAUAGUUAGAUAUAUUUGUUGUAUGUAUAUAAUACAAAUAAAACCUAUUUAAAUUUUAUUUUAAUUGCAAUAUUUAAUUAUUUAAUUUUAUGUUAUC
Molecule: messenger RNA, 4717 nt
Organism: Microplitis mediator
Lineage: Eukaryota; Metazoa; Arthropoda; Insecta; Hymenoptera; Braconidae
Exons: 5
Coding region: 1688-2524 (278 amino acids)
Source: RefSeq, a predicted model, not a curated record